AUGUAUCGAAGUCUGCAGAGAUUCAUUAGUGCUAAGACGAGAUCGUCAAUAAGAAGCUACGGUACUCGAACCCCUUUUCUGUUCGUUCCCAAUGAAGAAAAAUUUCUAUUUGAAAGUGAAAAAUUAACACCAGAACAAAAUAAGGCAGCCAUACCAAAGAGACCAAGUUAUGAUCACUUGCAGAAAUACCAUUAUGAAAUUCGUAGUCCAGAAGAUGUUGCCGACUUGAUUAUGAAACUCGACUUCAAGGAUAUUUUCUUGACUAGUUUGGCGAAAGAUUCACCUAUACUAGGCGAUGCAACUUACAAGUUUGUGUCUAAAGAUCCUUCAAAGACGCCUGAACCAAUCAUGUUACAUUUCACUGCUAUUACGUGUAAAUGGGCGGAAGUUUUUAAUGAUCAAAUCCAUGAUCUCUCAAAUAUACCAGAACAAGAUGCGUCAUUGAAUUAUGAAAACAAGAAUCUCAUAGAACAAAUAUCAAAAGGAUUGCAGAAUUACAAAGAAAUUACAGGGGAAAACAACUUGCUUACAUCGGAUAAUUUGAAAAAGGCGUUCAAGUUCUUAAAGGCGUUUGAAAAUAGUGAAAAGAAAGUGACUGGGAUUUCAACACAAUCUGAACUCUCACCAGUAAUUACUUUCGAAGCCAUGUCUUCAUAUUUGUUAAAUUCUGAAGAAGUCAAGCAAAAUGUUGAAAACUUUGAUAUAUUUCUAUCAUUCAUUGAAGAAAACAUACAACUCUUCACACUUGAAAGCCUUAAACAGUUUCUUGUUUUACUCAUUAAUAAUUUGCAUGAAUCAAAAUUGUCAACUAUACAACUGAAGCUCAAUGCAUUUACGAAAUUUAUGGAUAAUACUAUUUUCGAAAUAUAUCCCUCAAUAACAUCUGAGUUGAAUCCAAUAUAUUUAGAUAAAUUAUCCUAUUUGUAUACAAUGACUUCAAACAUCCUAAAGGCUAACGAAAUAUUGUCUAUAUUGAUUCAAAAUUACAAGUUAUCACCUUCUAAAGAAACGUUUAAUUCCUUUUUAGCUGGAUAUGAAAAGUUUUUGAAUAAUAUUGAGGGAACAAAUCAGUUAAAACGUAAGGAGACUAUCUUAAGGGAUUUAUCAAACUUAAAACCGGCAUUUUUUCAUGAGGGUUUAAGUAAAAUUUCAUUCAAUUUAUUGUUAAACAAUUCUGUGUCUGAUGUUCAUGAGUUGGAAAAAUUUUUGAAGCUAGUAUUAUUGAGUGAUAAUGGAGAAAAUUUACUAGCCAAUUUUUCACAAGACAUUAUUAGAAAAAUACAGAGCAUACAAUUUAAGAGUAACGAUCCAGUCAACGCAAAAUCUUUGCAAUUAUCACAACUUAUUAGGUUGUUAGUUAUCGAUAAUAACAUCAAAUUUUCAGACGCAGCAUUAACUUUAUGUGAAGAAUUAUAUUCCGGGUUUAAUCAGAAAUCGAACGUGAAACAAAUUCAAGCCCUAAAGGUCUGA
This is a messenger RNA of Debaryomyces hansenii CBS767, 1470 nucleotides long. RefSeq lists its product as uncharacterized. The transcript has a single exon. The record is from RefSeq and is a predicted model, not a curated record. The coding region runs from base 1 to 1470 and encodes 489 amino acids. NCBI's taxonomy places the organism in Eukaryota, Fungi, Ascomycota, Pichiomycetes, Serinales, Debaryomycetaceae.